AUGCCUUCGACCACUAAGAACGAUGCGCCGUCAGCUAUUAUGCGGAACCCUUGGGACGUCGCCCCAGGUACCUACACUUGUGCCAACGGCAACACUGUCGACCUGAGCGGCAAAACUCAUUUCUGGGACGUCAAUGCAGGUCAUGAUGUGCUCGCUGGUUCGACCAGCCUAGCGUGUCACCAGGGCGAUGGGAUGGUUGACGAUGCAUCGGAGAAUAGAGGAGACGCAGAUCGUACCCAUGCAGUGGCUUCCUCUAAGUAA
Molecule: messenger RNA, 261 nt
Organism: Parastagonospora nodorum SN15
Lineage: Eukaryota; Fungi; Ascomycota; Dothideomycetes; Pleosporales; Phaeosphaeriaceae
Exons: 2
Coding region: 1-261 (86 amino acids)
Source: RefSeq, a predicted model, not a curated record